AUGAGCUCGAACGAUAAAUCUUGUUGCCGAAAUUGUGCUGUCCUUAAAGCACAACUUGAACAACAAGAAGACACCGCCGCCAGAUAUCUAAAAUUCAUUCAAUCUCAAAAUGAGCUUAUUCAAUUUUUGUCUCAAAAUAAAUCAUCGCUUGAAACUUCCUCGCCUCGUAGACAAUUUUCUCAAUACGCUUAUGAACAAAAUUUAACAAACUAUAAUGGAUCGGAUGCUUACGAUCAAAGUAUUAGAAGGGCUCGUGGAAAACAAAUUCAAAUGACUAAAGACUGCCGCGCUUUUAUCGGUUCCAUUACGAGCGAUAUCGAUAAAGAUUCGUUGAAACAUUGUCUUGAAGAAGCUUUUGGACCAGCUUGCGCAUUUGCAGAUUUUGCUUCGCCAACUGCAUAUCAUAACGCCGUAAGCGAGGGUGCCGUAUUAGUCAAUGGAAUAGCAUUAAGCGUCGAAAGAGUGAGGAAACCGAAACCACGGAAAUGA
This is a messenger RNA of Funneliformis geosporum, 489 nucleotides long. The record is from the annotation of a GenBank genome assembly. Lineage: Eukaryota; Fungi; Glomeromycota; Glomeromycetes; Glomerales; Glomeraceae.